Messenger RNA from Guillardia theta CCMP2712, 1440 nucleotides. RefSeq lists its product as hypothetical. NCBI's taxonomy places the organism in Eukaryota, Cryptophyceae, Pyrenomonadales, Geminigeraceae. The coding region runs from base 1 to 1440 and encodes 479 amino acids. The record is from RefSeq and is a predicted model, not a curated record. Gene Ontology annotation, molecular function: poly(A)-specific ribonuclease activity; RNA binding. Gene Ontology annotation, biological process: nuclear-transcribed mRNA poly(A) tail shortening. The transcript has 8 exons. Gene Ontology annotation, cellular component: cytoplasm.
AUGGACGUCACAACAGAAAACUUUGAGGAGGUGCUGAGAGAAAUCAAGCCGUUGAUCGAUGAGUGUGAUUUCCUUGCAAUCGAUUGCGAGUUCACUGGCCUUGAUGAAGCACCAGCAACUGCAGUUGGAACCCUUCAAUCAGUUGGCGCUGGAAUGACCAAGUAUGCUGGCAUGACAGCAGAAGAAGAGCUGCAGUCAAGAUACGAAAAGAUCAAGGCCUCUACAACAUUUUUGGUUGGCAUAUGCGUGUUCACAUGGAAUGCACAGAAGCGAAGCUUCAUUGCGACUCCUUACAACUUCUACACCUUCCCUCGGGAAUUCAAGGGCCUUGAUCGAAGGUUUCUUUGCCAGGCAAAGUGUAUGUCGUUUCUCUCGUCGAACUGCAUGGAUUUCAACAAACUGAUCAAAUCCGGAAUCUCCUACUUGAAUAAGCAAGAGGAGGAAUUCGUGCGCAGAGGCAUCUCUAGUAAGGAGACAGAGUUCGUAGCAACCAUUCGGGCCACCAUAGCAGAGUUUCUAGCUGAUGAGACUCGGAGUAUUUUGAUGCUUCCACAAUGUGACAGUUACCGCCGAAUGCUGAUACAUCGGGACCUUUCGGAAACCUUUGAUGACUGCUUUAAGAAGGAGAACAUAACAGUGGAACGAGAAGUUUCCAUCAAGUUGCACAAGAAUGAGAGAACUUCAAGUUUGGGCACUACAAAGGCCAAGAUCAUGGAGUCCAUUUCAAGUUUGGCUCAAAAGGUCGAGGAAAAGCAAAUUCAGGCCGCCGUUGGAUUCAGACAUGUGAUUGACCACAUCUCUGCAUCGAAAAAGGGCUUGAGCUUUUCAGGAGGCACCCGUCUAGAUGCUGUCUUUAGAACAGUGAUGCAUGAUCCCUUCAAGCGACCGAUCAUUGGCUUACAAGACGGGUGUGACAAGUACAAAAACAACACGCAGCUCCAUGAGGCAGGUUACGAUGCCUAUAUAACAGGAUUUGUUUUCCUUCGUACAGCACAGCAGAUAGUGAUGAAAUCAGGAAGCCCAUCUAACUCUCCACAAGGGAAGAGCAGCACGGGAUUGACUCCAAGACUCAAGGAUCUGGGAGUUUCUUGCAGACCCAUCGAUGUUAUGAUAGAGACGCUUAAGAUGGAAGGACUGAUGAACAAGAUUCAUGUCAUGGGCGGUCAAUUGUUUCACUCUCUUAGCCUCGACGAUAGCGGAGACAACAAGAUGGCAACAAGUCAGGAUAACGGAUCGAUCAUGGGACAGAUGGAAGUGGUUACGGACGUUCCCCAUGACCCGGUUCAUGGUAGCAACGGGAAAGGAUUAUGGCAAAUCGCCACCUCGAGGUCCAGAAAUGGUAAAUUCCAUGCUCGAGACUCGAGAAGGCCAAGACAGGACUCGUUCGAAGGCAACCAUGCGCAUAAGGGGCAAGAGAAGCGUCCCAGGAUGAGUGUGUAG